AGAAACUGCCAGCCCAGACCACAGGCUCAGAGGCUGAAGCAGGAGGAAGGAAGGACUGGAAGGAAAAAGAGACAGGUUAGAGGGAAAGAGGCUUGGGAAGAAAACAGCAGAAAAGAAACUGCUCAUUACACUUACAGAGAGGCGAGUAACGGUGGAGAUGAGGACAGAGGGAACCAAGACUCUGAAAGACAAAAAAUACAAAUAGAGCGAAAGAGGAAGAAAAUGUCAAGAAGAACAUCCAUCCGGAGAAAUGAAGGGAAUGAAAGUUUUAAGCUGCAGAGCCGUUCUGUGCUUUUCCGGCACAAAAUUAUAUCGCUGGUUUUAAGCCCUUUUGCAUUUGCCAGCCGUUGACAUUAAGAGGCAUGUUUAACGGUGCCAACAGCAUCUCCUUUUCCUUCUCCUCUUCCUCUUCUUCUUCUUCCUCCUCCUCCUCCUCUUUUUCCUCCUCCUCAUUCUCCUCCCAUCAGCAAGAAGACAAACCGAGGACAGUCUUGAAAUAUCGAAAUUUCCUCUUUGGGAUUUGCCAGAGCCGCGUUGCGCCAAGACUGUCGGAAUAAAGGACGCUGACUAUUGUAUUAUCGUUAUUUUAUUAAUUGGUCAGUGGAAAGAUUACAGAUGAGGGAAGGGGACGCCUGUCACCCUUCCUGUGCUUAGAUUUAAAAAAAUGAGGCUGGAUUGCGGGAAGCUCUAGAAUGAAGCAAAAGAAGUAAGAUUUUUAAAGACAGAAAGCCACAGGAGCCCCCACGUAGCUCACUUUUAUUUGUAUUUUUUCAGAUUUUUUUUUCGUGGUGGUGGGGGAGGUGAUUGGGUGGCUGACUGGCUGCGGGAAGCUACUUCCUUUCCUUUUGGAGAUGAUUGUGCUAUUAUUGUUUGCCUUGCUCUGGAUGGUGGAAGGAGUCUUUUCCCAGCUUCACUACACGGUACAGGAGGAGCAGGAACAUGGCACUUUCGUGGGGAAUAUCGCUGAAGAUCUGGGUCUGGACAUUACAAAACUUUCGGCUCGCGGGUUUCAGACGGUGCCCAACUCAAGGACCCCGUACUUAGACCUCAACCUGGAGACAGGGGUGCUGUACGUGAACGAGAAAAUAGACCGCGAACGAAUCUGCAAACAGAGCCCCUCCUGUGUCCUGCACCUGGAGGUCUUUCUGGAGAACCCCCUGGAGCUGUUCCAGGUGGAGAUCGAGGUGCUGGACAUUAAUGACAACCCCCCCUCUUUCCCGGAGCCAGACCUGACGGUGGAAAUCUCUGAGAGCGCCACGCCAGGCACUCGCUUCCCCUUGGAGAGCGCAUUCGACCCAGACGUGGGCACCAACUCCUUGCGCGACUACGAGAUCACCCCCAACAGCUACUUCUCCCUGGACGUGCAGACCCAGGGGGAUGGCAACCGAUUCGCUGAGCUGGUGCUGGAGAAGCCACUGGACCGAGAGCAGCAAGCGGUGCACCGCUACGUGCUGACCGCGGUGGACGGGGGAGGUGGGGGAGGAGUAGGAGAAGGAGGGGGAGGUGGCGGGGGAGCAGGCCUGCCCCCCCAGCAGCAGCGCACCGGCACGGCCCUACUCACCAUCCGAGUGCUGGACUCCAAUGACAAUGUGCCCGCUUUCGACCAACCCGUCUACACUGUGUCUCUACCAGAGAACUCUCCCCCAGGCACUCUCGUGAUCCAGCUCAACGCCACCGACCCGGACGAGGGCCAGAACGGUGAGGUCGUGUACUCCUUCAGCAGCCACAUUUCGCCCCGGGCACGGGAGCUUUUCGGACUCUCGCCGCGCACUGGCAGACUGGAGGUAAGCGGCGAGUUGGACUAUGAAGAGAGCCCAGUAUACCAAGUGUACGUGCAAGCCAAGGACCUGGGCCCCAACGCCGUGCCUGCGCACUGCAAGGUGCUAGUGCGAGUACUGGAUGCUAACGACAACGCGCCAGAGAUCAGCUUCAGCACCGUAAAGGAGGCGGUGAGCGAGGGCGCGGCGCCCGGCACUGUGGUGGCCCUUUUCAGCGUGACUGACCGCGACUCAGAGGAGAAUGGGCAGGUGCAGUGCGAGCUACUGGGAGACGUGCCUUUCCGCCUCAAGUCUUCCUUUAAGAAUUACUACACCAUCGUUACCGAAGCCCCCCUGGACCGAGAGGCGGGGGACUCCUACACCCUGACCGUAGUGGCCCGGGACCGGGGCGAGCCUGCGCUCUCCACCAGUAAGUCGAUCCAGGUACAAGUGUCGGAUGUGAACGACAACGCGCCGCGUUUCAGCCAGCCGGUCUACGACGUGUAUGUGACUGAGAACAACGUGCCUGGCGCCUACAUCUACGCGGUGAGCGCCACCGACCGCGAUGAGGGCGCCAACGCCCAGCUUGCUUACUCUAUCCUCGAGUGCCAGAUCCAGGGCAUGAGCGUCUUCACCUACGUUUCUAUCAACUCUGAGAACGGCUACUUGUACGCCCUGCGCUCCUUCGACUAUGAGCAGCUCAAGGACUUCAGUUUUCAGGUGGAAGCCCGGGACGCUGGCAGCCCCCAGGCGCUGGCUGGUAACGCCACUGUCAACAUCCUCAUAGUGGAUCAAAAUGACAACGCCCCUGCCAUCGUGGCGCCUCUACCAGGGCGCAACGGGACUCCAGCGCGUGAGGUGCUGCCCCGCUCGGCGGAGCCGGGUUACCUGCUCACCCGCGUGGCCGCCGUGGACGCGGACGACGGCGAGAACGCCCGGCUCACUUACAGCAUCGUGCGUGGCAACGAAAUGAACCUCUUUCGCAUGGACUGGCGCACCGGAGAGCUGCGCACAGCACGCCGAGUCCCGGCCAAGCGCGACCCCCAGCGGCCUUAUGAGCUGGUGAUCGAGGUGCGCGACCAUGGGCAGCCGCCCCUGUCCUCUACCGCCACCCUGGUGGUUCAGCUGGUGGAUGGCGCCGUGGAGCCCCAGGGCGGGGGAGGGAGCGGAGGCGGAGGGUCAGGAGAGCACCAGCGCCCCAGCCGCUCUGGCGGAGGGGAAACCUCGCUAGACCUCACCCUCAUCCUCAUCAUCGCAUUGGGCUCGGUGUCCUUCAUCUUCCUGCUGGCCAUGAUCGUGCUGGCCGUGCGUUGUCAAAAAGAGAAGAAGCUCAACAUCUACACUUGUCUGGCCAGCGAUUGCUGCCUCUGCUGCUGCUGCUGCGGUGGCGGAGGUUCGACCUGCUGUGGCCGCCAAGCCCGGGCGCGCAAGAAGAAACUCAGCAAGUCGGACAUCAUGCUGGUGCAGAGCUCCAAUGUACCCAGUAACCCGGCCCAGGUGCCGGUGGAGGAGUCCGGGGGCUUUGGCUCCCACCACCACAACCAGAAUUACUGCUACCAGGUAUGCCUGACCCCUGAGUCCGCCAAGACCGACCUGAUGUUUCUUAAGCCCUGCAGCCCUUCGCGGAGUACAGACACUGAGCACAACCCCUGCGGGGCCAUCGUCACCGGUUACACCGACCAGCAGCCUGAUAUCAUCUCCAACGGAAGCAUUUUGUCCAACGAGACUAAACACCAGCGAGCAGAGCUCAGCUAUCUAGUUGACAGACCUCGCCGAGUUAACAGUUCUGCAUUCCAGGAAGCCGACAUAGUAAGCUCUAAGGACAGUGGUCAUGGAGACAGUGAACAGGGAGAUAGUGAUCAUGAUGCCACCAACCGUGCCCAGUCAGCUGGUAUGGAUCUCUUCUCCAAUUGCACUGAGGAAUGUAAAGCUUUGGGCCACUCAGAUCGGUGCUGGAUGCCUUCUUUUGUCCCUUCUGAUGGACGCCAGGCUGCUGAUUAUCGCAGCAAUCUGCAUGUUCCCGGCAUGGACUCUGUUCCAGACACUGAAGUGUUUGAAACUCCAGAAGCCCAGCCUGGGGCAGAGCGGUCCUUCUCCACCUUUGGCAAAGAGAAGGCCCUUCACAGCACUCUGGAGAGGAAGGAGCUGGAUGGACUGCUGUCUAAUACGCGAGCGCCUUACAAACCACCAUAUUUGACACGGAAAAGGAUAUGCUAGUCAAUUCUACAGGACUUACCUGAAGCAGCAUGAUUUGCACAAAGUCGACCAACAAAAGCAUCAACUUUUCAACUUCAUUAUCUUGGCCAUCCAGUUAGUCAUGUGUAACUGAGUAUUAGAUUUCGGGCGGAGUCAUCAUGGCCGAUUAUAGGACCUAAUUGCUCUCAGCAGGCCUGAGAAAUGAGUUGAAAUGUGCAGAACUGUAGAAACUUUAGAGGCAACUGAUUUUGCCUCCCCGAUCAGUGUGUGCCUGUUUACAGCACUAUCUAUCUUUCUCUCUCCAAAUGUCACUGAGCCCUUUAGAUGUUUAUAUUCACCACGAGAAGCCAGUCAUAAAGAUAAAGGAAAUUUGUGCAUUAUAAAUGCAAUAUCACUGUUUUAAACUUGACUGUUUUAUAUUAUUUUUGUGUGAUCAAGUGUUCCCCAAACUAUUCCAACUUUACAAGAGAAAUUGUGAUUAUGUUCUUUUCACCUGUGGGUUAUAAAAAAUGUUGUAUUCUGAAGACCCACAAAAUAUCAAAGACAUUCUGUAGUUUAUACACCGUGUUGCAAAGUGUUUACUGUACUAUUUCAAAGCUUCUAAAUAAAUAUAAAAUAUAUAUAUUAUAUUAUAUAAUUUUCCUAAAA
Messenger RNA from Nomascus leucogenys (northern white-cheeked gibbon), 4601 nucleotides. NCBI's taxonomy places the organism in Eukaryota, Metazoa, Chordata, Mammalia, Primates, Hylobatidae. The record is from RefSeq and is a predicted model, not a curated record.